AUGCGACCCCCGGCGAGCACAGCAACUCGCGGCGUCAAGUCGUCUGCGCGCCAGUCCGACCCGGCAUCGACCAUCGUCCCCGCGCCACUGCACUGGGGUAGCGGGGAGGACAUGCCGACCGAGCUCGAGAUCCCGCCCUCGAAGCGGGCCGAGAACGCGAAACCCCGCGAAGGCCACGCUGUUAUUAGCACGUUUGACCUGUUCUCGAUCGGCGUCGGGCCGUCCUCGUCCCACACCGUGGGGCCGAUGCGUGCCGCCAAGAUCUUCACGUACUCCCUCCCGCCCGCGAUGCACGACAAGAUCGCGCACUUGAAGGUCUCGCUGCACGGCUCGCUGGCUGCGACGGGAAUGGGCCACAUGACGCCGCACGCGGUGCUGCUGGGCAUGAUGGGCGAGGACCCGGAGACGGUGGAGGUUGGACGUCUCUCGCGCGUGAUGGACGAGGUGCGGGCUGUGGGGCAGAUCGACCUUGGGUUGGACGGGGGACACAAGCGCGUGAAAUUCGAUCUCGAGAAGGACCUGACGUGGCACCUGAACCCGCUGCCGUCGCACCCGAACGGGAUGGUGUUCACCGUGUUCGACGACGAGGGCAACAUGCUCGCGACGAACGAGUACUUCUCCAUCGGGGGCGGCUUCGUCGUCAACCGCGAGACGCAGAUGGACGAGAACAUGUACUACAUGCAGACGCGGCCGAAGGACGCAAAGGACUCGCGGCGGCAUGUCGACGACGAAGGCGACGCCGAAGGCGGAGCCGGCGUCCUCCCCUCCCCCAGUGCCGAGGCAACGGACGUUCUGCAGAAAACCGACGCGGACGUGCCGGAAUCCAAGGGACAGCCGCGGGACCACAAGCCGCGGCUCCUGUUCGCGUCGGCCGAGGAGCUCUACGCGAUCUGCAAAGAGCACAAUCUGACGAUAGCCCAGGUGGUGUGGGAGAACGAGCGGGCGUUCCGGUCUGACGCCGAGAUCGCCUCGGGCCUCCUCCAGCUCUGGCAGGUCAUGGACGAAUGUAUCCGCAACGGGGUCACGAGCACGGACAAGACGCUCCCCGGCGGCCUGGAAGUAAGGCGGCGCGCGCCAGGCCUGUACAAGCGGCUGCAGCAGGGCUUCUACCCCGCCAUGGCUAUCCCGAAGCCGGGCGGCAGCGACGAGACGGCCCUGACGAAGGGCGAGCAGCGCAUCGGACGGACAGACCACCCCCUCCAGCUGAUCCCGCGGCACACCCGCCCCGUCUUCCCGGGCAUCGAGUAUCUGUCCUGUAUGGCGAUUGCCGUGAACGAGGUAAACGCUUCGGGGGGGCGUGUAGUCACCGCGCCGACGAAUGGGUAUCUCGUGGAGUACCACUCCCAGCAGCCUGAGCGCGACGUCAUGACGUUCCUCCUCACUGCGGCCGCCAUUGGCAUGCUGUUCAAGCGCGGCGCGACCAUCUCCGCCGCAGAGGGCGGGUGCAUGGCCGAGGUCGGCGUCGCGUGCUCCAUGGCCGCGCCGCGGCGGGACUCGCGGCGACGCUCGGCGCAGAGCCCGCCGUCAUCCUCCAGGCUGCCGAGAUUGGCAUUGAGCAUAAGUGAGUAG
Molecule: messenger RNA, 1569 nt
Organism: Trichosporon asahii var. asahii CBS 2479
Lineage: Eukaryota; Fungi; Basidiomycota; Tremellomycetes; Trichosporonales; Trichosporonaceae
Exons: 2
Coding region: 1-1569 (522 amino acids)
Biological process (GO): gluconeogenesis
Molecular function (GO): L-serine ammonia-lyase activity; 4 iron, 4 sulfur cluster binding
Source: RefSeq, a predicted model, not a curated record